Molecule: messenger RNA, 2336 nt
Organism: Desarmillaria tabescens
Lineage: Eukaryota; Fungi; Basidiomycota; Agaricomycetes; Agaricales; Physalacriaceae
Exons: 2
Coding region: 102-1940 (612 amino acids)
Molecular function (GO): protein binding
Source: RefSeq, a predicted model, not a curated record
CUUGUGCCACCGACACAUUCAAAUCGACCCGAGCAUAGUACCAAGUAGUUUCUGAUCAAGGCCAGUUUCUGGCUGUUCCCGGAUUUCGGGCCGGUACCGACAUGCCAAUUCAAACUCAGAUCUUUACAAGCUUUACAGCAACCACCACUUGGAAAUCGAAAAUUACCGCCGCCUUCAUGUAUAACGACAUAGGCUGUCCACAAUGUGGAUUCUGUUUGUCCACUGGUGCUCGCCUUCCUGAUGGUAUACCAUCUGACAGAGCUAAUCAACUACUUUCCUCUAACGAGCCUCCAAUUGGCGAUGAGCUUGAACAAUGCGAGGAAAUCCUUUCCAACGGCAGCGAAUUUCUUCGUUCCCUCAACCGGAGUAUCUCGCAAGCCCGCCAUCUUUUGAAUCGACUCACGGCCGAGAGCAUCCGUAUCGAGCACAAGCUUCAUAUAUCCAAGACUCUCAUGAAUCCAGUACGCAGAUUACCGUGCGAAAUCUUGGAGGAGAUUUUCUCGUGGGGCAUGGAUGACGCGAUGAAUGCAACCAUCGCCUGCCCUGCUGAUUCCCUUGAUGCACGAGAUUUCCUUUGGACAGUAUCCCAAGUCUGUUCAUCGUGGAGAUGUCUGACGCUGUCUAGGCCGCACUGGUGGGCAAGUAUUAGGUUGGAUUUGAAGGCGGGCCCGGAGAAACCCACCACUUUGCAAUGGCUCUUGAACCGUACAUCCCGAGCUCCACGUAAUGAGAGCCCUCAAGCUUCUCUCCCGCCAUUCCUCGCGUAUCGUUUUUCAUUACAUCUGGAGAGAUCUGGAAAUCACAGUCUCUCAGUUUUCGUGGGUAGCAAGCAGGACAUCUCCGCACAUCCAUUACUCCCUCUUAUACUCUCAUCAUCUCCACGAUGGCGGCAACUACAUGUUUCCUUCUACAAAGCCGAAUCUUUCCGUACCCUAGAAGCCGUGUCCGAUUCCCUGGAUUCGUUGCAUGAACUUCGCAUUUCGGUGUAUAAUGAUCAUAGGUUCCCGUCUCUCUGGAACACCACCGCUUUUCGUAAUGCACCAAAACUCCAGGCGGUGACCAUCAAUGACCGUCCUGAUUUCUUUCAGCUACCGUGGUCGCAAAUCUCGAACGCAGAUAUCGGCGGCAAGCUUUUGGAUGUUCUCCCAGAGGUCCGAACCGCGACGGCGCUUACCCUUCGUCCUUCUACGAAACGCCUGACAUUCACUACGAUAUUUUCAUCUUCGCAUUUGACUAGACUGAGUCUGUGGGAGAUGCACCACCAUGUGCCUCAAGGGACUAUUGCAUCCUACUUCUCCAUGAUGGCACUGCCGAAACUAUUGUCAUUGGAACUCCAUUAUCACGGUCGUGGCACUCACCUUCCACAUUUUGGCAGAAGGUCCCUCCCUUCAUUGACCUCCCUGCUUAUUUCGGCUCCUUCGAAGACCCUUGACUGGUCCGAUGCUUGCACCGUGCUUCCCGCCUUAUCAAGCCUCGAAUCACUGUCCCUCGAAGUGAUCAUCGACUCAGAUGAAAUAUUCCAUACUCUGGUAUCUGAACAGCCAUCCUUGCGGCGCCUUGACCUUACAGGAUCACAGAUGAGCUUUGAUCACAGAGAACUCGUCAAUAUGCUCGAUGGUCGGAGAACUGAAGAGAGAACUGUUCUCGAUGAGCUAGUUUUGCCAAGUCCGCUCAUGAUUGUGGACUCUGAAGAUUGGCGGUGGAGUAAUGUUUGGAUAUUGGUGGUUACGGGAGGGUUGAAUGUUGUUUGUCGUUCUCAUCGGUCGACAAUUUACAUCAUUCCCGACGAGACUGCAGAUGUUGCAGACGCGCCGUCCGCUUCUCUUUUGCACACAGAUUCGGUGCACAAACGAGACGUGUCGUCGGAGGAACGUUUGACAGUGGAACAUCCAAGAAGGAUGCAAGGGGUGUCUCUUGCAGGGAUUGUAGACCUGUGGUAGGCCGCGCCGACCUAAAAGACUGUAAUCAACCGGGCAGAAGAUGUCUAGACAUGUACGACCGCGAGAGUUUCAAUCGAAUUCUCCUUUACGGUGGAAUUAUGACUUUGGCCGUAGCGAGCGAGGUGCAAUUUCAAGAUCACGUUCCCUGGGAAUUAUGAAUGUUUUUUUUGCAGUGUACCUGAAACUUUCCGAUAUGAUUCUGUCAUAGACGUUCUUUGACAUACUCAAUUCUACUCCGCGAUUGACUCAUUAAUCCGUCCUUUCAUUUUUAUGUCUUGACGACCUGGACGUCGCUGGGUUGUCCGUCACACAUGAACUCGAUGGCUCGCUCGCCGUUGGCAUACGAUGAAUGUACACCAGUUCCUCGUGCCUUCAGCGCGGCGGACUCGUGCGCUU